This is a messenger RNA of Cyphomyrmex costatus, 381 nucleotides long. RefSeq names its product cytochrome b5. Gene Ontology annotation, cellular component: intracellular membrane-bounded organelle; membrane. Bases 1 to 381 code for a protein of 126 amino acids. Gene Ontology annotation, molecular function: heme binding. Lineage: Eukaryota; Metazoa; Arthropoda; Insecta; Hymenoptera; Formicidae. The transcript is spliced from 4 exons. The record is from RefSeq and is a predicted model, not a curated record.
AUGUCCUAUCCAACAAUUCGCUAUUCGCUCGCAGAUGUUGUGAAGUGCAACGGCAAAAACGGAGCGAGAACAUGGAUCGUCGUCCAUGACAACAUUUACGAUGUAACGGAUUAUAUGCAACAGCAUCCUGGUGGUCCAGAAAUAAUCGACGAAUAUGCAGGAAAAGACGCAACGAGUGGAUUUGAUGAAUUCAGACAUUCUUCAGAUGCGACAAAGAUACUUAAAAAGUAUUUGAUCGGUGAACUUAAAGACGAGGAUAAAAGAGGUAACAGAAUGAAGAAGCAGUAUGCGACUAACGGAAUAAAAAUGAAAGGAAUGGGGGGGGAUAAUCAAAAACAAAGGCCCUUCUUAAGGAUGAUCUGCGGUAAAUGUAUACGUUAA